UUUAUAAAAUGCAUACAUUAUUCAAAGCGUUAGUCUCUAAAAUUUAAAUUCCUUCAAUCAUAAUUUCAAUCUAUAUUGUCCAAAACUAAGAAACUUAUCCUUAAGUCAAAAAAAAAACACAUUUUUAUUAAGAAUGAAUUAUGAUAUCAGUACACUUAUACGGGGCUGUCACGGAAAUCUUUUCGGGCGUCAUUCGGUAUCAACAAUUAUGAUACUGUGACACCACCGAUAGUAACACUUUGUUUGGCUGUAGACCCUCCAUUUCUUAAGAAUGACAUUUAUAACUCUUACGGAACUCAGAUUGAAUUGAAGAAACAUUUUGUUUACCUUAGUAACCCAUCGAUAGAUUUCUUUAGAAUGUCAUUGAGAAUCAGUAUGAAUGGAUAGAAUUUUGGCUUGGAAAAGAGUUCGUUAAAAAUAAACACACCUUUCGGAACAACUAUUGAAUUUAACCCUUUGAGGAUGUCGCAAGUGAUGCAGAUGACCCGCCACGUGACCUCCUGGCUGGGCUGGACACCGGCAUCUCCGUGCGAUGGCCUGCCGGCGGAGGAGGAGGAGGAGCCGCUGCAGGAGUCGUCCGGCUUCAUCACCGUCCUGAUUCUCUACCUGGGCAUGGCCGGUCUCUUCGCGGCCCUCAAUCUCUGCACCUCCUCUGCCAAGCGGGAACUGGCAGAGUUGGAGCCACGGCAGGUGCAGGUGCGUCUGGGGCGGCACGGCAGGAGCACUACGGGGUCAUCCCUGCGGCCAUCUUGGCUGGUCAACCUCACAUCGCUAAUCUGCGAAGUGGCUGCCCCCCGGCGACCCCAUAUCCUUUUGCAGCAGCAGCAGCAGCAGCGAUUGCGAAUGCGCCUGCUCCGGCAGAAGGAACAGGAACUGGAAAUGGAGAGCGACUGGCAGGAGCACCCCACCUGGCAGGAUGUCUUCGACGAGGAGGAGCCGGUGGCAACCACUUGUUUCAUGCCAAAUCGCCAAAAGUCCACCUACUUUGACCUGCCCUCAGAUUCCGAAUAA
This is a messenger RNA of Drosophila suzukii, 1011 nucleotides long. RefSeq lists its product as uncharacterized. Lineage: Eukaryota; Metazoa; Arthropoda; Insecta; Diptera; Drosophilidae. The record is from RefSeq and is a predicted model, not a curated record.